AAAUAAAUAAACAAACUUAUUCAUUAAUUUUAAAAAAGAAAUAUAAUUUGGUCUUAGAAGAGGUCGCAGUUUUUCAUUGAACUUGAAAUUCUGUCCUCCAGCCUGGCCAUCUACCUUCUCAGCUAAACUUGACUCCAGAUAACACUUAGCUGGUUUCCGAAAUCAAACCUGCACCUUAAUAAUUCACCAGUGAAUUUAGGCAGAGGAGUGUAUGUUGCAGGCUGAGAAGGUAGUUUAAAAGGUUUGGCCAAAUGCUUUUACUAAAGUCAAACAGGUCCAGAGACCUCUCCUCCACCCCAAACCUGGAAUGACACACGUUUGGAUAUGUGAGUUCUGCAGAUAAAAACCCCAAACGCAACGAAUAAGCACCUGGCCUCAGCCCCACUCCUGCUUUGUCACAACGUGGAAGAACUGGUGGCGAGUGGCACUGCCCUGUGAGGUUCCCGGGCCACAGCUCUGGGCAGUUCAUCUGGCCUCGUAAGAGUGCGCUACAGCUGUGAUUCUUGGCAAGGGCUGGGGAACUUGGCAGGGAGAAGGUUGAAAACAUUUUGAUUAUUUUGGUUCCAGAAUCUUUCUUAAUGUAAAGUACCUAUAACUGAGUAAUUUAUGUCUUCUUAGGGGCAAUGCCAUCUCCUAUUUGGGGGCAGGAAUGGGGUAGCGGGAAAUCUCAGCCUUUGGGAGUCUUGGUAGUGGAUGAUUAAGAGGAGGUGCUUGUUCAUAUGUAGAAAAACAGUUCAUUUAAGGGCCGGAAUAUUUACUCAAAACAUUUGAGGCACAGUCAUAGAUGGCAGAAGGCCCAAACUGGACAGAUAUUGACAUGCAGAGAAAGCAUGAGAGAUACAGUUGAAGAGGAGAAAAGAAGAGGGAUUCCACACAGGUCUGGGACCCCCCUGUACCCCUGGGGGAUCGGGUGGACCCUCAUGGGUGCUGCCAGGGCAGACAGUACCCUGUGGCCUACAUGUCUGUGCAUCUGCCUCAGCUUCCUGGGCUUCCCAUCGCUUAAGUCCAUUUGUUUGCUCUCGUCCAUUGAGUCCAUGCUCACCCCUCUCCCUCCUUGUUGGGCUGCAGGAAGUGGCCCCCUUUCUGACUCCAGUGCUUUGUCAUACCCUAACCAUUAUUUUAUCAAGUGCCCGGCAGCAUGCUGGGCUCUGGGCUCACCUCUUUUACCAAUCCUGAGAUGCUGCAGUGGCUAAAGCUUUGGAGCCAAACACACUUCCAUUCAAAUCCCCGGUCAUCCCCGGUGUGUGAUCGCGAAUAGCUCACUAAAGUCUCGGGUCAUCAAUCUCUCCAACUAAGGAAAUAGGAGAAUUAGUAACUCACCUCAUAAGGCUUUAUGAGAUUAAAAUCACAGUGUGUGUAGGCCCUUCUUAACUGUAGUUACGAAUAAAAGCCUUUCAAUCCCCUGCAAAACAGAUUGUCUCUGUCUCCACAUGGGGUGGCAGGUGAGGUGAAAUGUCCGAUCCACAGCUCCAGCACUAAUACCAGCCAGAACCAGGAUCGCAAACCAGUUCCAUCCGGCUCCCAAACCUUGCUGACCCACCAUCUGUGACAAGGCACGUGGUUCUGUUUCCAGGCGAAGUCCACUUUGUCGAGUUUUGUGAGUCUGACCUGCCAAGUUUUCCAGUUUUCACUUGUGACUUAUUCUCUUCUGGACGCCCUGGUCUUGCCUUGGCCUGAAUCAAAGCAGUUGGGAGGUGAUGAAGAUCGAAUAUCUUCAAAUAGCCAAGUCUGGUGAAACACAGAAUCCAAUUUAUCAUAAAUGUCAAAAAGUCGCUGAGGCAAUUAUUAUAGUAGCUCAGAAGAAAAGUAGCUGUGUGACCUCAGGCAAGGUGCCUUCUCUCGUUUGUCAAAUGAGAAGUUUUAAGAAAUUUCAAAUUUCUUUUCCAGUGCCAACAUUUCUGUAAUAUUUCCGAUUUUCCACUACAGUUGUUUUUUUUAGCUGGAGAGAGAAAGAUCUCCUUUCUUAAUCAGGAAACAAGGUAUAACAAUCAUGCCUGUAAUCAUUUCAGUGUCAAGCCAUAUGCCAUUUAUUAUUAUUCUCAUUCAAGCUUCCUCACAUACAAUGCUCAUAUCACUGAUGAGUUGAUUUCUCAGAUGUCUGUUAAAUUCCCUUCCUCAUGUAAUUCCUCACAUAAUUAGUUCAGAAAAUGCACCUUGAACUCCAUUGUAGAAGCUUACAGAACACACAAAACCCACUUACUGUUGAAUAUGCCUGAAUUUCAGUUGACUUCUGAAUAACUCAUAUUUGAGCGGUUUAUGUCUCCUGUCCUACCACACCAUCAUCUAUUUCUGGAAACUUAAGGAGACAAAUCUCAAUUAUGCCAGAGAAACAGUAGCCAUCCCAGCAGGACACUUCGAAUCCUAAAACCCUGUAGGCCAGUGCCAAACUCUUGUUGCCUUCCAACAACUUGACUAGCUUCCCUAAUUACAAGCAAACAAAAACAAAAGCAAAAACAUCAACAAGAUAUAAUUCCCAUAUGAUUUCUCAAGUUUCUAAAAGAUAACUUUAUUAAACAUAAAUUUUAUGGGAAAGAGACAUUUUCCUUAUGGAGACAAUACUGAAAAUACCCAACUUCGUGAUUUUAUUUUUGAAGAAUAAAAAUUUGUGGGAAAAGUAGACUUAAUAUAUGGUUUUUCUUGUCAUAAUCGUCUUUUGAACAAAAUGAACUUUUGGUCUUCCAAGAAAGCUUCUCCUUGAGGUGCAGUUAUUAAAUCAAUAUUUGUUGAAAACUGCUUAGCAUCCAGUACCGUGAGGCAGUGGGAUCCAGGAUGGGUAAGGCCAUCCCCACUUUCUAGGAAGACAGCCCUUCCAAUGGGGGAUGGCAUGCAAAUAACCACAAUACAUGGUUGUCAGUUGCAAUAUGUUACAGCAAGUGGGCAAUAGAUUCUGCCUGAGGGUGUCAGGAAAGAUCACAGAGGAGGUACGUUGAGUUUCAAAGGAUGAGUAGAUGUGUGACAGUUUUGCAUGUUUGGGUGUCCAAAGAGAAACUGAGAAGACUGAUUUAUUCAAGGGAUACCAUCUAGGAGGUAAUACGGUAGAAUAUAAUUAACAAUGAUAGUCACUCUUGCUUAUUAAGAGUGACUUGUGCCUAGUAGGCACUCCACUCACUAGGCACUAGGCACUCACUUGGCACAAGUAUUGAUAUUAUCUCAUUUUAUUCUCACACUACCCUACUCUUACUAUCAUCUCCAUUGUAUAGAAGUGCUAACUGAGGCACAGAGAGUUAAUGUAACUUGUCCAAGGUCUCACGGUAAGUGGCAGAUCCAAGUCAAACCCUAUCAGUCUUAUGUCAGACCCGCCUCUCAACCACCAAGUCCUGGAAGCAUUCGUGUUAUUUCUCUGUCCAGCUAAUGUCGAUAAGAUCAAGGGGAGGAAUUCAUUGGCGGUCUAGUGGUUAAGACUCGGUACUUCUACUGCUGGGGGCAUGGGUUCUAUCCCUGGUCGGGGAAUUAAGAUCCCACAAGCCACGUGCACAACCAAAAAAAAAAAAAAAAGUUCAAGGGGAGGAACUUGUCAGUCAUAGGUUGAUCAGUGGGUGGAUAACAAACUAAUAAUAAAAGAAAAGAAAAUUGCAGAGAGUAAAAGCUAAUAAAACACAGAUUUUAAAAACUGAACUUUCACCUAAUCGGGUUGCUAGACAGUAAGCUCGUAGUAGUGGCCUGUGAAUGAUCCAUUUAAAAAGAGCAGGUUGUUUUGAUAUGAAUAAAACUGACUCCUGUAAAACUAUUCAGGCAAAUUUAGGGUUCUCAGGCCCAGAGGGAUAACUGCAAGACUAUCCAUCCCAUUGUUCAGCCAGCACUUCACAUAUACAGAAAGGAGCCAGGACUGAGGAAGAAGAGUGGCCAUCGAUAAUUACAUGUGGAUAUUUCCAUUUCAGUCUAGUCCAUUUCCUUUUCAUUUGAAAACAUUAAUAAAUCCAUGUAGUUGAAACAGAGUGGCAUCUGGGGAUGGGAGUCCUGGGUUAGUAGCAUCAAGGCUCCAGCAUAGAACCUUAGGCAGUUGCUCCAUCGCCCCAGUAGUGCAUAAUCACAGCCCUGGCACACACUAGACCCUUAAUAAAUGGUAAUUAUUAUACUUUACUUAAGUGACCUAUUCAGCAAGAGUGUCUCAUGUUUCAACAUUUGUCUCUAGGGAACUUCUGUCAAUAUUAUCUUGACCAUUAAAUAUUGAUGGAAACAAGGAGUAGAAUUAGCAAAUUCUUAUCAAAAAAGGAAAUAUUUUUGAAGUGUGACUCAUGUGUUUAAGACUAUAAUCUUGAAUCCAGUGAAAAGUGUUUUCUUUGGAUUUAAAAAGAGACUUUGCAAAGUAUGUUCUGUUCUUUAUCUUGACCAGGAAUCCACGCCUAAUCAGGGGAAAUAGUAGAGGCUGAGAGAGAUUGAGAAACAGGUGAAGUCUUAGUACCAGUAAUAAUUUUAUAUAAUAGAGGGGGUUUUACUUGUUUGUUUUGCAUUGUUUUAUUUUUGCCAGGGGACCAAGCCGUUUAGCAAAUGCACUAUGGUCCCAGGAGUCAGAGUUGACUUGAGAAACUUUGUUUUAUAUAAAAUCAAGAUUAUAAAGGUUUGAAAGGCCAGAGGCUACAAACUGAUGGCAGGGUGAAGAACAGAGAAUGCAGUGAAGUUCAACCCCCAGAGACCAAAAGUUACUGCUACUCGCCAUUAGUCUAACUUACCUUGUAGGAUUCCACUAUUCAACCAUUCAAUGAACAGGUCAGUUUGGAUAUAGAUUAUUUGGACUCUUGAUGGAAUCAAAAGAAAAUAUAAUAAAGACAAGUUUUUAAAACUAGAUAAGAGAGUGUUCAUUCUAUUUUAAGUAUAACAUUCUAUAAAUUAAUUUCUACAAAAUAAAUUGAUUCUCAGUGCCUUUUGGAAAUAGGGAAAAGAAAGGAACGUAGAGGCAUUUAAAUGGGAGGGAAAAUUAUUUGCAGUCAUCUGAAAUUUCAACAUGAAAUAUAUUAGGCCCCAAAUAACCUAGGAUGUCUUAAAUUUUAUUUUAUUUAUUUUUUAUACAGCAGGUUCUUAUUAGUUAUCUAUUUUAUACAUAUUAGUGUAUAUAUGUCAAUCCCAAUCUCCCAAUUCAUCCCACCACCACCACCCCUGCCACUUUUCCCCCUUGGUGUCCAUACGUUUGUUCUCUACAUCUGUGUCUCAAUUUCUGCCCUGCAACCGGUUCAUCUGUACCAUUUUUCUAUAACCUAGGAUGUCUUAUAUCAGAAAUUGGAGGUGAUGUUAUUUUAACUACGAUUUUUAAAUACUGCAUUCAAGAUAAGACCACGGUCUUGAGAUGGUCACACUCAAUACAUUCUAGCAUACUUUUAGAAGUGUCCUAGCUUGUUUCAAAUUUAUUAAUUUAUUUUUUACAUUUAUUUAGUGCAUGUUUUAUCCGAUAAGAAAAACACUACAAAUCAUUUUUUUUCCUGAAAAUGCUGCUGUUAACUAGCCUUUCCUCUAAAAGAAUGUCCCUGCAAAGAAAAAACAUGUGAUUACCAAGCUUCUAGAAAAGUAAGUAAGAACUAAUUAGGCAAAAUGUAAAUCAAACACUGCGACAAUCAUAAUUUUAAUCCACAGUAAAAUCUCAGUGUGCUAGUAAACUUACGAUGGUGCAGAGUCUUGUCCUUCCAAUGAUUUAAAUCUAGAAACAGAUCUAACACUGAGAAGAACCAGAUAGAAACCACCAACAUUCCUGUUUCUCCUGAACAUUUUGAAUGAGACUAGAACAUGUUCUUUAGCCAAAGAGACAGUGUAAACUCAAGGAAAAUGAAAUGUCUCAGUGAAACAUUUUAAUGAAAAUAUGUAAUUUAUUGGAUAAAGUGUAAGUUAAAUAUUUUCAUUAAAAUCUUUGACUGACAUUUAAUUUUCCCGAAUUCAUAUUUGUUAAAAUGUUUGGUUUGACAAAAAUAAAAUCAGUAUACAUUACUUUUAAGUAUAUGGGAAAGAAAGAGGACUAGCCGUUAUGGGACUACUUUCUUUCGUUUUCUGAAGUUAUAUAAGCAACAUCCUUUUAAAUGAAAAUGUGAGAAGUGGAAAAAGCAAGGAAAAAAAAUCACAUACAGUCCUUCACCCAAACUCGACCACUAUGACCAUUAUUGACAUUUGUAGAUAGUCCUGUUUCCUUUUUUUAAAUAUUUCGAUUGUGAAGUCUAACAUACCUACAGAAAAGCCUAUAAAAUUUCUAUGUGAGGUUUAGCAAGUAGUUAAAAAAUGAUUGCCAAUGUAACCACCAACCAGGACAAGAAAUGAAAUACUGCUGGAGGCUCCCCACACCCGUGCAGCCCUUCCCUUCCCCUCACUAACACCACCACUACCCUGAUUUUAUGGUAGCCAAUCCUUUGCUUUUCUUGAUCAAUUCACCACCUACACCAUUGCCACCCACAUAUACACCCCUAAACCAUGCACCUUUAACUCGGUUUUCCUACUUUACAUAAAUAUAUUUACACUGUGCAUUUUCUUUUGUGCCUUGCUUUUUAAAAAUUCAAUAUUAUGUUUAUAAAAUUCACCACUGUUUUUGUAUGUAGCUGGAGCUUAAUUUUCAUUAUUGUAAAAAUUCAAUAUUGUGUUUGUAAAAUUCACCGCUGUUUUUGUGUGUAGCUGGAGCUUAAUUUUCAUUAUUGUAUAAUAUUCCAUUAUAUGCAUUUAUCUAUCUACUAAUGGGUAUUUGGUUUGUUUUUAAGUUGAGGAUAUUACAAAUAAUGUUUGGAUAUGUAUCCUGGUGUGAUUAUCCAUGCUUGUCCAGGAGUAUAAUAGGUGUUCAUAAGGUAUGGCUUUUAAUCAUAAUUAAAUAUUUUAACAUAAUUUUCUAAGUAGUAUUUUCUAUUAUUUCAUAGUUGUAAUAACCAUCAUUUUGUUGGAUAAUUUUCCAUUUAUGGCUAAAUGUUACAGCCUGGUCUUUUGUAAUAAAUUCACUCCACUUUCUAAUGCUUCUAGAGCUGGAAACAACUAAAAUCUAGUCUCUUAGCAAGUUUAAUGUUUAUAACACACUUUUAUGUCUAUGCUCACUGUACUGUGUAUUACAGUGGUCUCCGGGACUUAUUUAUCUACUCGUUGCACAUGUGUAACCCUUACACAUCUCUUCCAUUCCCUCACCCCCUGAGACCUAUUGUUUUAAAAGCGUGGUUUAGACUUCCUGCUUCCACUGCAGGUGGUGUGGAUUCAAUCCCUGGUGGGGGAACUAAGAUCCCAUAUGCCCCAUGGCACGCCAAAAAAUAAAAUAAAAUAAUAAAAGCGUGGUAAGUGUUUGGCCUGCCAGGAAAAUUAUAGAGUUCAGUUUAAACUUUUUGUGAAAAGUUUAGUUUUCAGCUAUACAAUUCUGUGCUAUGUUGAAAUCAACGUGUCACGUUUGCCGAACUCCACUCUUCGACAUCUCCUUCCUGACUUCUUUGAGAGUCAUUUUAGAGUUUCUCCAGGCAGGCUCCCUGCCCGGCCACUUCACAGACCUCCUCAGCAUCCAAUAAAAGCUUUCGCUGUGCUUUGACACAGGAACCAAGGUUGCUAAGAGACCACCUGUGCUGAAUGCACUUUGUUCUAGCAAGAGCAGCUGGAGAGAAAACCCAGGAGCAGCAUUAUCAACCACUACCCGGGAUUAAGUCAGGGAGCAGGAGCGUUUGGAUAUGACGUGUAAACACUGGAUGUUAAUUUCUACUACUAACCCCACAAGUCUGGAAGAUGAAAUUGUGGGAAGACUUCUAAAAAUUCUGUUUUUUAUCCUUGUUGACUUCCUGUCUAUUAUAUAUGUUGUUAUAACUUCUUAGAAAGCUGACUUCCCUUACUUUACAUGUGAAUUUCAUAUUGAAUUACAGUGAAUAAAAUUUUGUAAUUUAGUAUGUUGAGUGAUUUUAAUUUGAUGACAUCUCCAA
Molecule: messenger RNA, 7850 nt
Organism: Delphinapterus leucas (beluga whale)
Lineage: Eukaryota; Metazoa; Chordata; Mammalia; Artiodactyla; Monodontidae
Source: RefSeq, a predicted model, not a curated record